GCCACUGUUCCCUUACGUCACUCAAGGGACUUGAUGAGUUCAAGUACGAAGCUGUAGAACAAGUUUUGUACACCUUUAAUGUGUUUGGCGUAUUGUUAACUUCAAAGUUAAAAAAGCCCUCUCCUGUCUGGUUACUGGUGACGUUAUCAAGCGAGGACGCUCUAUUUAAGGGCGGACACUGAUUGGUCAGGAGUUGUUGGCUGAGACAAGUUAACUGUUCAACUUUAGCACAUCUUGUAUUGUUUUUUUUUCGUCACUCCUAAAGACUUCUAUUUCUACAAUGUGACAACUUUAAUAUAUUUUGUUAUGCACUAGGCGAUGUGUGCUUGUAGUAUUUAACGGCAAUGGGAUUAUUCGAGUACACUGUUGGACAGGAAGAUUCGGCGACGGAGGACACAGUCACACAGGACAAAUUGGUGUGUGAGGGUUUAAACAACCAGAACUAUACCUGUGAAUCCGGUCACUGCUGUGGAAAAACACAGUGCUGCAGUUACUACUAUGAACUAUGGUGGUUCUGGUUGGUGUGGACGCUGAUUGGAAUACUGAUUUGCUGCUGUUUGUGUCAACACUGGCGCUCCAAGCAGCGCUUCCAGCAGCAGCGCCGGCAGAACGAAAUUAACCUCAUCGCCUACAGAGAGGCUCACAACAACUCUGAGCUUCCACGCUAUCUAAGAUUUUUACCCUCCUACCUGUUGCCAGCAUAUGAAGAGGUUGUAGGCCGUCCAGCCACGCCUCCACCUCCUUACACACCUGCCUCGUCAGCACCUCCUCCACCCGUACAGACGCUGGACGACCCUCCUUGUCCCCAAUCUCCCAUCGCUGUUGAUACACUUUGCACGACGUCAGCAGAUGUUGACGCUCCAAGCUCUCCUAGUAACAAGGAUUCACCACAAGAUAGGAAGCGCCACUUCACUGGAGACUCUGGGAUUGAAGUGUUUGAUGGUCAAGAACUCUGGGAGCAGCAUGGCUUCUUAGCAACAGACGCCAUGGAGGAAGACGAUGGCGUGCUGCACAUGCGGGACACAUCACAGCAACAUCGAUAGUAACAUCAACAAAACAAUAUGCAUAAUUGUAAUAAUAGUAUUGUCAUUGACCACACACCAUGAUUAUUUGUGGUAAUGGUGUUGUCAUUGACAAUGUAAUAUGAACAAUUGUAUCAGUAGUGUAAUUGACAACACUACUACAUGAAUACUAGUUUACUUGUAUUAGUAGUGUCAUCGACUAACACUACUUUAAUACUUGUAUUAAUACUAUAAUUGGCAACAAAACAUGAAUAUAUGUCAAUUAAAACACAUGAAUGCUUCUGUUAAUAGAAUUAUAGACAACACAAAAAUAAUUGUAUUAAUUGUAACACCACAUUGAUACUUGUAUUAAUACUUGUAAGAAUAGUGCCACAGACAACACAACAUUUAUAAUUGAAUAGUGCCAUCAAUAACACAACACGAAUACUUGUACCAGUAGUGUCAUUGACAACACAACAUGAUUACUUGUUAUAAUAGUGUUGUCAAUAACACAACAUGAAUACUUGUGUUGGUAGUUCCUGACAACAUAAAAUGUAUACUUUUAUUAAUUGUAACAAAUGGGUACUUGUGUUAUUGCCAUUGACAACACAAUAUGAACAAAUCAUUAGUGUCAUCAAUGACACAUCAAUAAUUGUAUUCAUAUUGUCAUUGACAACACUACUUGAACACUUGUUUUAACAGUGCCAUUGACAACACAACAUUUAUAUGUGUAUUAAUAGUGUCAAUGGCAACAGAAUAAUUGUACAGUUAUCAAAAUUAUUCAACCCCCACACAAUUUUGGUGUUUUAGCAAGUUGGACAUUUUUUCCGUAUUUUGUUUAUACUCAUAUCAAAUAACGAUGCGUCAAAUAGACAAAUGCAACUUAAAUUGUAACACUGUAUUUUACAAAAUACCAAAAAAGGACAUUUUUCUUAAUAUCUCAUUGACAAAAUUAUUCAACCCCCUAGUUACAUGCAUCUUUAGUACUUAGUAGAACACCCUUUGGCAGUAAUUACAUCCUUCAAACGUGAUACAUAACUGGACACAAGCUUCUUGCAACGAUCUACAGGUAUUUUAUCCCAUUCCUCUUGGGCAAAGGCCUCCAGUUCAUUCAUAUUCUUGGGCUUGCUUGCUGCAACUGCCUUCUUCAAGUCCCACCACAGGUUUUCUAUAGAAUUUAGGUCUGACGACUGUGAAGGCCACUCCAGAGUCUUCCAGCCCUUCUUCUGCAACCACUCUAAUGUUGAUUUGGAGGUAUGCUUGGGAUCGUUGUCCUGUUGGAUGGUCCAACGUCUCCCAAGCCUCAGCUUCGUCACUGACUUCAUGACAUUUGCAGCUAAUAUAUCCUGGUAGGAAAUAGAAUUCAUAAUGCAUUGAACGCGCUGAAGAUUCCCGGUACCUGAGGCAGAGAAACAGCCCCAGAGCAUGAUUGACCCCCGCCAUGCUUAACAGUAGGCAAGGUGUUCUUCUCUUUGUAAGCUUCAUUUUUUCUCCUCUAGACAUAAUGUUGAUUCAUAGGCCCAAAGAGUUCCAGUUUUAUCUCAUCACUCCAUAGAACAGUUUCCCAAAACCUUUGGGGUUCGUCCAGAUAAUUUUUGGCAUACUGGGGUCUAUUUUCUUGUGCCUGGUAGUCAGAAGUGGGGUGCGCCUGGAGUUCUGGCAUGGAGGCCUUCCUCUUGUAGUGUGCGUCUUAUUGUCUGGGACGAAACCUGCGUCCCCCCCUCUGCAAUGUCCUGUUGUAGUUCCUCAGCUGUUACCCGGAGGGGUUUUCACCACUGUACGCUUCAAAUACCGGACAGCAGUUGCACACAGCAUCCUCUUUCUACCACGCCCAGGUAGUGUUUACAUUGUGCCUUUAGCUUUAAACUUGCAAAUUAUGCUCCCAACUGUGUCUCUUGGAAUGUGUAAUGUCUUUGUUAUUUUCUUAUAUCCAUAUCCUUUCUUAUGAAGAGAAAUUACCUCUCUUGACUUCUUUGACCACUCCCUGGACUUCACCAUGUUGCAAAUACACCAUUGACCAUCUACAAGAAGCUGAGCGUCACAGUCUUUUUCAAUCAGUUUAAUUGUUGCUCGUUAUGGUUAUCACAUCUACAGGUGUUUUCAACACCUGAUUUAAAAGACCUUAUUCAAAUUCUGUUCUUAAGAGUUAUGAUCUUCAAGGGGUUGAAUAAUUGUGUCAAUGAGAUAUUAAGAGAAAUGACACUGCUAUGUUACAAAAUAUAAUGUAAUUCAAGUUGCAUUUGUCUAUUUAAUGCAUUUUUAUUUUUAUAAACAAAAUACAAAAUAAAUGUCCAACUUGCUAAAACACCAAAAUUGUGUGGGGGUUGAAUAAUUUUGAUCACAACUGUAUUAUAGUCCUUGACAAGAGUACAUGAACGCUUGUAUUAACAGUGUCAUUGACAACGCAACAUGAAUAUGUGUAUUAAUAGUAUCAAUGACAACACAACAUGAACUGGUGUAUUAAGAGUAACAUCACAUUGAUACUUAUAUCAAUAUUGUCAUUGACAACACAAAAUGAAUACUUGCAUUAAUAGUGUUGUCUAUAACAACACAACAUUAAUACUUGUAAGAAUAGUGCCAUUGACAACACAACAUGAAAACAUUUCUAGUUCCUUCAAUAACAUAAUAUAAAUACUUUUACUAAAUGCUGUCAACAACAGCACAACAUAAGUACUUGUAUCAAUAGUGUCAUUGACAACACAACAUUAAUGCUUUUAUUAGUGUUGUCAAUAACAGCAUAAAAUGAAUACUUGUGUUAAUAGUCCCUGACAACAUAACAUAAAUUAUUGUAUUAAUUGUAACACAACAGCGAUGCUUAUAUAAAUGCUGUCACUGACAAUACACCAUGAAAAAUUAAUUGGUAUCAAUGACACGACAUUAAUACAUUUGUUAAUAGUGCCAUUGACAACACCGUUAAAUCACGAACAAUAAUUCCCAGGCGCGGCCACCGCCGGUGUUCACUGCUCCCCUCACCUCCCAUGGGGUGAUCAAGGGUGAUGGGUCAAAUGCAGAGAAUAAUUUUGCCACACCUCAUGUGUGUGUGUGUGUGUGACAAUCAUUGGUACUUUAACUUUACAUAAUAGUUGUCAAUAACAUAAAAUGAAUACUAUUAUUAAAAGGGUCAUGAAUAGCGUUGCUAGUGAAAAAACAGCAAUUCUCUACACAAUUGAGAAAAAUGUACAUCAGUGAUAUAGGAAUGUUUGUUUGUGCAUGUUUUAUUCAAAUCAAGUUUAAAACUACGUUCUUGAAUUUAAGUAAAUAAAGAAUGUUUACAUUUU
Nerophis ophidion (straightnose pipefish) is the source of this 4279-nucleotide messenger RNA. RefSeq names its product WW domain binding protein 1-like. The record is from RefSeq and is a predicted model, not a curated record. NCBI's taxonomy places the organism in Eukaryota, Metazoa, Chordata, Actinopteri, Syngnathiformes, Syngnathidae. Bases 345 to 1043 code for a protein of 232 amino acids. The transcript has 4 exons.